Cryptomeria japonica (Japanese cedar) is the source of this 2551-nucleotide messenger RNA. Its product is annotated as disease resistance RPP13-like protein 4. Bases 2 to 2551 code for a protein of 849 amino acids. Gene Ontology annotation, biological process: defense response to other organism. NCBI's taxonomy places the organism in Eukaryota, Viridiplantae, Streptophyta, Pinopsida, Cupressales, Cupressaceae. Gene Ontology annotation, molecular function: ADP binding. The transcript has 2 exons. The record is from RefSeq and is a predicted model, not a curated record.
UAUGGAAUCUGCAAUGGUUGCUCUUGUAGUUGAAAAACUUGGCAAGAUGAUGAUAGAGCAGAUAAAUAGGGAGGCUUCACUUGUUCUUAACUUCAGAGAGGACUUUGAAUGGCUGAGCACGAAACUUACAAGAAUAAGAAGCUAUCUCAGAGAAGCAGAUCUCCGAAGUGCACACAAUGAGUCAGUGAAAAGCUGGCUGCUGGAUGUUGCAGAGAUUGCUUUGGAUGCAGAGGACAUACUGGACGAAUGUGCUGUUCAAUCUGAAGGUACUGAUAAUGAAAGCCCCCAAUCCUCUUGUGUUUGUGCUUUCAGCUAUUCUCAAUUAGUGUUCCGCCGUAAAAUGGCACGUCGGAUUAAAGAUGUGAAAGAGAGAAUGAGGUCCAUUCUGAAACUUGAUGGAGAGGAGCUGAAGCUUGUUGGGGAUGUCACUCAUUCAGACCAACCCUCUACAAGUACAGCACAGAAUGUAAACUGGAGGGGUUUCAAUAUGAUAGAGAGGGAUUCACAUCCAGCUGUGGCUAUUGAGUCAAAGGUUGAAGAAAUCCUCCACCUGCUCGAUGACCCUGCUGCUCCUGUCAUCGCCGUUGUUGGUAUGGGCGGCGUUGGGAAGACAUUUUUAAUGCAAAAUGUUUUCAGCAGAAUAAAGGAUAAGUUUGAGAAGUCAAUCUGGCUCGCUAUUUCUCAGACUUACUCCCUUAAAAAGUUGCAAGCUUCUUUGGCCAUGGAACUAGAUUUGAACGAGGUUGUCAAUGAGAGGGUAGAUGAGGUAAAGGCAGCAGAGCUGAUUCAUGGCCGUUUAGCAAGCAGAAAGUUCCUCAUUGUGUUGGAUGAUGUGUGGAGGGCAACUGAGCAAGAGAACUUGGUAUUGGCACUUGGCAUUCCAAGGGGGAAUAACCCUGAGAGCAAAAUUGUGGUCACAACACGAAGCAGACAUGUGAGCAGCAACAUGAUUGCUCGUGUUUAUGAGCUGCAACCUUUAUCAAAAGAGGAGAGCUGGAACCUGUUUUGCGCUUUUGCCUUUAAAGGAAAUCAGCCAACACAUCAUCUUGAAGGGAUUGCUCGUCAAGUGGAAGGGGAAUGCGGGAGAUUGCCCUUGGCUGUUAAAACAGUGGCAGCAUCUCUGGCGAACACGACAUUAUCUAGGGAGUGGGAAUCUAAAUUGCAGCAGCUAAGAGCGGCAUCGUCUACCGAGGAUCCAAUUAUGCAGAUUCUCAAGCUAAGUUAUGAUUCUCUCCCUGCUCAUCUUAAGCCCUGUUUUGUGUAUCUUUCUUUCUUUCCCGAAGAUGAGGAAAUAGACUACCAAUAUCUCAUAAAUCUGUGGGUGGCGGAAGGAUAUAUUCCUCAAGGAGACGACCAACUAGACAUUGGAUGGAGUUAUUUAUGUCAUCUUCAAAGUCUAUGUCUGGUCGAGAGAGUACAUGUCGUGGUCGAGGGAGUACAUGACGUGGAGGUUGUUCCUGGUAAGGGUUUGUUGUAUACAAUGUUCAAAGUGCAUGAUUUAUUACUUGAUUUGGCCAUUAGCAUAGCAAAAGCAAGUCAAUGUGCAUUUAGUGUGGAGGAAGCCUUCAAGAAAGAUCUCACUGUGCAAACAGGCAGGACUUGUCGCAGAAUUUUAAUGGGUAAGAUAAGCAUAGGUGAUGAUGAUGUAGAGAUAAUGGUAAGAAACAGGGCAUAUUCUGCAUCAUAUCUUCGCACUAUAUCCUUUUCAAAUAAUUCGGGCAUUCAAAAUAUUCCACCAAUCUUGAUCAAUGGUGCGAGAGUACUGCGUGUACUUGACUUGAGUAAUACUGGAAUCUCGGCAUUGCCCACUUGUGUUGGAAAUUUAAAGCUCCUUAGAGUUUUGAAUUUAAGUUGGACAAAUAUUACCAAGGUACCAGAAUGUGUAAGAAGUAUUAAGGGUCUUCGCUUCCUUGACAUUUCUUUUUGCAGCCGUCUAGAUCAGUUCCCUGAGUGGAUUGGUGAACUUAAUUGCCUGGAACAUCUGGAUAUACGCUCAUACAGUGAGAAAUCCGUGCCGAAAGGAAUAUCAAAGCUUGUGUCUUUACAGGUAUUGAAAUUAGAUGAUAAGAACAAACUAUCUGUGGAAGACAAUGACUUCUUACAGUUGCAGCAUUUUGUCAAUUUGGUCAACCUCCGUGAAGUGUGGAUAAGUAUUCAUCACGACGCUGAAUUGAAGAGUAUAGAAGAUGGCAUCCUCGCCCCUUUGGUGAAGAUGCGUGAUUUGGCAAUAUUCAAUUAUGCUAGAUAUGAAAAAUUGCAAGGCAUUGCCAAAAGGGUUUGGGAAGCCCGGGGGAUUUUCAUAAUUAAUGACUUUGAGGUGUUGGAGGAGUUGCCAGAAUUAGAAGAUGGAGCGAUGCCACGUCUUGAGAUACUAGAAGUACGCUCAUGUGAGAAUCUAAAGAAACUUCCAUGUGGAUUAGAGCUCUUGAAAAGUCUCAAAGAGUGUGGCUUGUACCGCAUGAAGGUGACACAAAUGUCUGAGAGUAGGGAAUUAUUGAAAAAACUGAAAGCCAAUAAUCCCAAUGUCAAAAUUUACAGUCUAGAAAACUGA